GUGCAAAACGCUUUAGGAAUCACCCUGAGCGUGACUAAGCAGUAUCACUUCAUUCCAGUCUGCAUUGUUCUGUACGGUUAAUGUCGCACUGAUACAGUGAAAGAGUUAUAUUAUACUGCAGUCAUACUGUAUCUCAGGCGCCGUAGCUUGUAUUCUCUGUAUGCCGUUCUAUGCAAUCGUGUGUACCUGAACUGAAACUGUGUCGCUUUACCAGCACACACUUUUAAUUAACUACAAUUAAAUAUUAACUUUUUUUUUUUUUUUAAAUAACCCGUGGAGUCGCUUUUGACUGGACUGGAGAAGUGGCUCUUGUGUGACGGGUAGUUCCAGUCCAGUAUGGGAGCUCAGCUCUCUGUGGACCCCAGUGUCCACGUCGUGAUCGUGGGUGGAGGGUUUGCGGGGAUUGCAGCGGCCCGGCAGCUCAAGAGCCAGGGGGUCCCCUUCACCCUGCUGGACCUCAAGGACGCCUUCCAUCACAACGUAGGGGCGCUGCGGGCCUCAGUGCAGAGCGGGUUUGCUCGGAAGACUUUUAUACCCUACAUAGCCACGUUCGGAGAGAGUUUCAAGCAGGGCAGGGUGGUCAGGAUCGACCUGGAGACACAAACAGUGGUUCUGGAGGGAGGAGAGGAAUUGAAGUUCUCUCACCUCAUCCUGUCCACCGGCAGCGAGGGAGAUUUUCCAGGCAAAUUUAAUGAACCAGUUACCAUGGAAACAGCCAUCCAGCAGUAUGAAGACAUGGUGAAGGAGGUUCAAGCUGCAGAGAGGAUCGUGGUGGUCGGAGGGGGGUCUGCAGGAGUGGAGAUGGCUGCUGAGCUCAAAACAGACCAUCCCAGUAAGGAGGUGACUCUGAUCCACUCCCGCGUGGCCCUGGCUGAUGUGGAGUUGCUCCCGAGUGUGCGGCAGGGAGUGAAGGAGGGGCUUCUGCAGAAGGGGGUCCAGCUGCUGCUGAGUGAGAAAGUGAGUAACCUGGCUGAGCUCUCCAUCAACGUGACCCAGAAGGGCAUGAAGGUGUUGACGGACAAGGGGUCGGAGGUCACGGCUGACCUCGUUAUCCGCUGUACAGGGAUCCGGGUGAACUCUGCAGCGUACAGCUCUGUGCUGGGGGACAGGCUGGCGGAGAACGGCGCACUGAGGGUCAACGCUCACCUGCAGGUGGAGGGGCUCCAGAACGUCUACGCCAUCGGAGACUGCGCCCACCUGCAGGAGCCCAAGAUGGCAUACCACGCAGGACUGCAUGGGGCCGUGGCAGCUGAAAACAUCAUCAACACCCUGAGAAACAAGCCACUGCGCUCCUACACACCCGGCUGUCUGAACAUGCUGGUGACUCUGGGCCGGGACGAUGGCAUCGGUCAGAUCAACGGCUACAAGGUGGGCAGCCUGGUGGUCAGGAUGGCAAAAAGCAAGGACCUGUUUGCUGGGAAGAGCUGGAAAGAAAUGGGACAGCCCAUUCCACAGUGAACUGGGACCAGUACCACACCUGGGAAUGGAGCAGCCUGCUCCCUGUAGAGUGUUUUUUUUCUUUUAUAUACAUAAACGAAAUAAAACGUUUGAUAUUCA
This is a messenger RNA of Acipenser ruthenus (sterlet), 1557 nucleotides long. It is a transcript of the gene aifm2, whose product is annotated as apoptosis inducing factor mitochondria associated 2. Gene Ontology annotation, molecular function: flavin adenine dinucleotide binding; electron-transferring-flavoprotein dehydrogenase activity. The record is from RefSeq and is a predicted model, not a curated record. Gene Ontology annotation, biological process: apoptotic mitochondrial changes; positive regulation of apoptotic process. The coding region runs from base 337 to 1458 and encodes 373 amino acids. Gene Ontology annotation, cellular component: mitochondrion; cytoplasm. The transcript is spliced from 9 exons. Lineage: Eukaryota; Metazoa; Chordata; Actinopteri; Acipenseriformes; Acipenseridae.